Messenger RNA from Spodoptera frugiperda (fall armyworm), 1701 nucleotides. Its product is annotated as piggyBac transposable element-derived protein 3-like. The record is from RefSeq and is a predicted model, not a curated record. Bases 1 to 1701 code for a protein of 566 amino acids. The transcript has 3 exons. NCBI's taxonomy places the organism in Eukaryota, Metazoa, Arthropoda, Insecta, Lepidoptera, Noctuidae.
AUGUCACGGCGCCAGGUGAAUGAUGAUGACAUUGAGAAAAUAUUGAGGGAGUUGGAAGACGGCAACGUCUCAGAAGAUGGUCUAGAAGAUGAGGAUGAUGAUGAAGAGAACUUUUAUGCCAAUGCGCAGCAACUCGUACAAGACUUGGUCUCAGAUGAUAUGGAAGAUUUGGUUCCCGAAUCUGAGGAUCCUAUUCCACAUGACGAAGACGACCCUCCCUUAGUUCAAGAUGCUGAUCCAGGGCCAAGUUCAGGUGCAAGUAUCUUCAAUAGCUUCGAUAAGCGUCAGAUUAUUUGGAAAACUGGUAGCAUGACAUUCGAUGAGAGCAAAAUAAUACACGAGCCCACAUCUACACUAGAUACUGCAAUAGCCGACUUAGACACACCUUACAAAUGUUUUCUGCACAAUUUUACACCAGAUUUCCUAGAAAAGAUACACUUUCAAAGCGUGCGGUCACACUGGCACGACAAGUUUGGAUACCCGCCGAUAAAAGCUACGUUGUCGAUAAACAGAUUUGAAGCAAUCCGGUCUGUGCUACAUUUCAAUAAUAAUGAGCAUCAUUUACCGAAGGAACAUCCAGAUCACGACCGCCUCCAUAAUAUACGUCCGGUAAUAGACCAUCUGAACAAGACUUUUUCAUCGAUACCUGUAGACCAGCGCCUUUCCAUAGACGAGAAAAUGUGUGCAACAAAAAUAUCUCAUUUCCUCAAAAAAUACCUUCCCAAUAAACCUCACAAGUGGGGUUAUAAACUAUUUGUACUAUGCAGUCUGAUGGGUUAUGCCUACCGGUUUGAAGUCUACUCUGGACAAGACAAUAACAAAGAUAAGCCAGCUGAUGAACCUGAUUUAGGGAUCACAAACAAUGUAGUCUUGCGCCUGGUCAGAGUAGUACCGAGAAAGCUAAAUCACGUCAUAUAUUUCGACAACUUCUACACCUCAUUACCUUUGGCCUACUACUUAUCUAAACAGGGUAUCCACUGUGUCGGCACUGUCCAGCAAAAUCGUUUGCCGAACUGUCGACUGCCCGAUAAGAACACACUAAUGAAAACCUCCGUCCCCCGAGGAACCUACGAAGAAAAAGUGGCUCAUCAUGAUGGCGUGGACUUCUCUGCUACUGUAUGGAAAGAAAAUAAAGUAGUAACUUUAUUAUCCACGUAUGUUGGUGCAGAACCUGCAGGUAAAGUACAACGGUUCGACAAAAAACUGAAACAGAAAAUUGACGUCCCAUGCCCAAAAGUUGUGCAAGAAUAUAAUAUGCACAUGGGAGGAGUUGACCUCAUGGACAGUUAUUUAGGACGGUAUCGAAUAAAGGUCAAAAGUAAAAAAUGGUAUAUGAGACUAUUUUACCAUUUGCUAGACCUCGCCGUCAUCAACUCGUGGGUUCUCUUCAAGAAAAACAUGAGUGCAAAAGGUAUCCCUAAAAAGCAACUGCCAAAUCUAGGAGAGUUUCGAAAUGAAUUGGCAGAUGCCCUGUGCAAUGUGGGAACAAGCAACGGCAACAAAAGAGGUCGGCCAAGCAACAACUUCUUAGAAGAACUAGCUAAGAAACGAAGAGGACCAGCUCAUCCGCUUCCUUGUAAGGACAACGUGAUAGGAACUCGGAGGAAGGAUAUCAUUAUUACGGAGCAAGAUGUGUCAGUACCAGAAGCGGCCAAUCGGAGUAAACGGUACAAGGUGAGGGCAAGAGGAUUCUCCACUUAA